CGCUACUUGUAUCCGAGUGAGAAGCAGCCAGACACAAAGUAGCACUUGGUGUUUCCGGAGCCGGGCUAGGCAGAGACUGAGUAACGGGGACCGGACCGGACAGGACUAGCACUCCCUGACUAUGCUCUCUCACAACUGAGACGGACUCAGCUGCCCUCCCUGUUCCAGGGGCCAGCCUGAAGCUCUCAGCCCAGCCAAGGCUCCUCUCUGUAUCUCUCUUUCUCCCUGUGUGUCUCUCCCGAGGCCGCCUGGCUGCCUUUAUUUAAUUUUAUUUAUUUUCCCCCCCUCUUUUCCCCCCCUCAAAUAUUAAAUGUACAACUUGAUGGGUCUGAACAGCACAGCCGCAACGAAUCAGCCCAAUGUUUCCUGCACAUGCAACUGUAAACGCUCUUUGUUCCAGAGUAUGGAGAUUAAAUCGAAUUUGCUACCACGUGGAGAGGUUGAAGCUAAUAGCACAGAUAAACACAUGAGGGAGGAAGGAAAUAGAGCCGAGUUGGAGUUUGUGCAGAUAAUCGUGAUAGUGGUGGUGAUGAUAGUGAUGGUCGUGGUGAUCACCUGCCUCCUCAACCACUACAAACUCUCCACGCGGUCCUUAAUAAACAGACAGAGCCAAAUGCGAAGGCAAGAAGGCAACCUGCAGUCGGAAGGGAGCUUGUGGCCAACAGACAACACAGUGUCAGCAAGUGGAUUGUCUGAGCAGCAGAUCUACACGCCCAGGUCGACGGACAGACUGACGGUGCCGUCGUUCCUACACCGCGAUCGGUUCAGCCGCUUCCAGCCCACCUACCCCUACCUGCAGCACGAGAUCGACCUCCCUCCCACCAUCUCACUGUCUGACGGCGAGGAGCCCCCUCCCUACCAGGGCCCCUGCACCCUCCAGCUCCGCGACCCCGAGCAGCAGAUGGAACUGAACCGGGAGUCGGUGCGGGCUCCCCCAAACAGGACGAUCUUCGACAGUGACCUGAUAGACGCGUCGAUUUACAAUGCGGGACCCUGCCCUCCGAGCAGUAACUCGGGCAUCAGUGCCACCAGCUACAGCAGCAACGGCCGCAUGGAAGGACCACCGCCCACCUACAACGAGGUGAUUGGCCACUACCCAGGGUCGACGUUUUUCCAACACCAGCAGAGCCAUGGUGUUCAUUCUGUGAUGGGUGGCAGCAGACCAGAGCAACCUCAGAACAAUGGCCUUGAGGGGACAGUUCUCCGGAGCAGCAAAGACAAAAAGACAGGACAUCCCUUCUGAGACCAACUUUGUGCACUUCAACAAAAAGCCAGAGAGCAGUGGGUGAGCAAGCAGGAGGGUUAGCCCGGCUGUGCUCACUGUCUCCCAUUCACCCCCCAUCACCCACCCCCCCCCCACCCUCCCUCCCCAAACACUCCUCCGUUGUAUAAAAUACUUAGUUAUAUCGCAUCUGAAUUGAACACUCGAGCAAAAAGGUUCAGGUGGUUCUACGAGCUACAUUAGAUAAGGGAGUUCCAGUACCCUGUUUAAACUAAGGUCUCUUUUAAAAGUAACACAAUGUGCGUAAAAAUGCUGUCUUUAAUUACCUUAACUUUAAAGAAACAUUUGCACAAAAUUUUAUGUUUGGAAAAACCUGCAAUAUGUCUAAUGAGAAAUUUGCAUGUGGAAGUAGGCGUAUUUUUGUAACAGAAAUGGCCUAUAUGUUUAGUUCCCAGAUGAGAGAGAUGGCAGUUUUUUUGAGUGCCGUAUCAAUGUGUCUCUAACAUUCUGUAUUUAAAAAAAACAGGGGUUUAGAGUUAUUUAUGAACACUUUUAAAACAUUGCACUAUUUUGUAAUAUGAGUAACAAGCAGAUGCUUGUAAUAGCAAUGGCCUCCAGUGUCUGCCACAGAUGUACAAGCAAGCAAAUACGUUCUUCACUGUAGGGAUGCUGAGCUACACACAUUUGUAGGUAAAGUCCCAGCUCCAUUGGGAAAAGAAAUUGCAUUUAUACUAGAACAUAGAGCAAAGCUAAAGCAUUACGUGACAGAGCUAAUACUGUGAAUCCAGUGUGCAGUACAGCUUAAACAAAAAACUGUCAGGCUACAAGGUAGUUGGGAAGAUAACCAAAGACAUUAAGUCCUUUUUAUACCCAGAGAGGGGGAAUAAAACGCCAUUUGUGGCGGUUUUGGUAUCUCUUAGCAGGUGCACAACAAUGUGCAGAACCAUUCCCUUUGAUGUGGAGACCAGCCUCAUUUUCACUGCCUGAGAGAUGGGGGUGGUGAGGACUGGAACCCGUCGAAAAUUUAGAAAGCAGUCUGCACGUUUUGGGACUCUGGCACAGUGGGAGCAAGGUGCAGUCUUCCCCAGAGUCUGUGGUUGAAAUAUAGUCUGGUUAAGGUGAGGUGGCUCCACACUGCAGAAUUAUUCUGAUUGGUCACCUCAAUUAGCCUUGAGCUCAAAGUUCCCUAACUGAGGACUUGGGAAGAUGGGAGAAACAAACUACAGAUGAUUUGAUUGGGAAAAGGAAGGCGAGAGAGGGAAUUUUUUUUUAUUGAAAAUCUAUUGGCAUUUUGCUCACCACAUAACAGGUUCCAUUUUUGAUUAUGAUGUUGGAGAACCGGACUUCUUCCCUCUGUCAGAAGUUGCUCAGUUGGUUGUGGAGAGCAGAGGAGCCCACAAUUUGACCGAUCCCAGUUGUUCAGAGUGACAGGAUGGGUAAGGAAUUGAGGAUUCUCAUUGGUUGAAAGUCCUGAUGGAUUUCCAUUGCAUUGUGGGCAUGUGUUAAUUGAGAGUUGCUUUUGAAAUGUUCUUGCCUCUGUCAAGGUAUCUGGUAGGAAGGUUUGAAGUUCUCAAUUGCAGCCUGGCGUCUAUAGUAUAGCUUUCCCUGGUUCUCAGAAUUAGCAGUUUCAGUGACUAAAGCUUCCCCCAAAGUCUGGCUUUUAAAAUGAGCUCACACCUCAAAAUGGCAUCCAAUUGCAAUUUGUUGCAUUAUUGGCCAAAUAAAGUUGAAAAUGGUGAGUGAAUGUGGUAUGAAUCCAUCUUUUUGGUUUAUGGUGGUGCCUAUUACUACACCCCUGUGUAUGAUACUUCCUUUGAAAAAUUCUCUGUAUGGCGUACAAUGGGACUGGGCCCCCAGAAAGUUGCUACUUGAUAGUUGGAAGCAGAAUUUGGAUGCAUGAAACUCGCCAAUCACAAGUGGCGUAAAUCACUUUGGCUAUUGGUGUGAUAUCUUGUUCACACCAUUGUUGCCGGCAUCCUGGCCUUUCAUGGGAUAUCUUUGAAUGGUUCACUUCAAAUCUAUUUAACACCUGCUAUCCCACAAGAUGGGUAACAGGGUCCUGCAACUUUUACAGGCACGCAUUGGUCUCUGAAAUUGUCCUCACUGGAUGUUGGACCCACCUAAGGAGUUUUUAUUUGCCUAGAUGGUAAGAGUAAACCAGUACCCGGUUUCACUGCGAUGCACCAAAACCGGUGCACCGCUGCUAGGAGGACGGUGCAAAGUUACAACAUGCCCAACACACACCCAAAAAUCAUUGGCCCAAACUCAGAGGCAGUAGGUAAUUUUUUUUACCCAAGCGGCUGGAUCAGAUAAUAGUGACUUUCUUUUAAAAGGAAAACACCUCGUCCAGUGUUACUCCUGACCUCGGUUUCCCUAUGGAUGGGUUGGAUUAAAUUUAUCCCGGGGCUGGUGAUACAUCCGGUCAUUAGUGGCCUUCGUCAAUCAGCACUCUUCCCCCGGUUCCUUCCUUUUUGAUUCCCUUCUGCUCUCCUGCUGGUGGUUUUCAGCCUCAAUUUGGUUUCCUUUCAAUCUUCCAGAAGUCCGUGUUUAUGAAUUGCUGUCUGUGUUUUGCUGUUGGUAUUCGCCUCUCCGGUGCAGGGAGUGGAGUUCUUGCCUGGGCUGGUGACAGGAACACUCCCACCCCCUCCCUUCGUAAACUGGGGGUUGCUUUCUCUGAAAGUACUGCACUGCCCUUUCACCAACCUGUAUUUCAUAUGUGAUUUAUGCAUAGUUAUUCCAGUUUUUUUAAAAAGAAAAUUGCCCGAUUGAGGCGGUUUUUGUUUUGAUGUCGGGUCUGUUGAGAGUUCUACAGGCUGGGAGAGGAAUUGUGUGCAAUUCGGAAGGGGAGAAAAGACAUGAGCUUAUUUUUUAAGAUUUCAGCUUUGUUAACCCCUCCCAGGCUCUGUAAAUGUGCCUCGUUUAAAUUGCUGCUUUGACCAAUUCUUGCCCUCUCUCUCUCUCUCUCUCUCUCUCUCUGGUGCUGUGUAUAACUUGAAUAUAUUAUGCAGAUAUCCUAUGCACAUAUUAUGGAUAUUGUAUGAUUAGCAUGUAGUUUAAACAAUAGUAUUAACCAAAUGAAUGGAAUCUGUGCCACCAAGCCUGCAGCGCCGUUCAAUACUGUUACAGUCUGAAUCUGUUCGGUCUAGUCCCGAUGGAUUAGAGGAACCAUUAAAGGCAUAGUUAUUUUGCCAGGUUUAUUUCCAAUAUUAGUCUCGCAAUAAACAGCAAACGAUAGUCCCUUUCCUUCCCAACUCUGAUCUUUUGGAAUUUGGAUUUUUUGUAAAAAAAAAUAUAUAUCACUAGCGCUGUAGGACGUGCUGGUACGAAAUACCCCCUGGAUUUGAGGCAGUUCAGAGUCGCGUGAAAAUGGUUCUGGGAUCAGAGAGCAGACGGUGAGGUGGGCUGGGUGUGGGUGGUGAGGUGGGCUGGGUCCUCGGCAGGCUGGUGGGAGCCCAGGUAGGAGGCACAAGGGACUGCAGCUGCCUGCUGGAAUCUGGAGCAACAGACCGUCUGAGGAACUCAGCGGGUCGAGCAGCAUUUUAGGGGGUGGGGGGGGGGGGGAGAGAUUGAGCAGCAUUUUUGGGGAGGGGUGAGGAACUGUCGACAUUUUUCACACCCUGCACUAGGACACGUUGCAACAGCAGCGGUGCCCCUGAUGCUGGGUCCCUCCCCCGCCACAGACCCGCUGAGUUCCUCCGGCGCCGGCCAGCGUUUCACUUCCCACCCCCCUCCUUCCCCCAGUCACCCUCAAUAGUGCCAGUUUCGUUAAAUUCCGACUGUAUGUAACCAGCCCGAAUGCAGCCGGAGCACCAUUGUUUACUGACUGAGCGGUGCGGGUCCCUGUGGGUUGGCCGCACCCUGACACCCACCGUCCUCCCCUUAUUCCAUCCUCUAGUAUCUGAAAGCCAGACUGGUCUCGGUGGGGGUGAAAUUUUAAAGAGAAACGUUUGCACUAAAUCUGAUCCAAGCCGGGCAUCGCUGCGGAGGUGUGGGAGCUGCCUGCACCCCUUCCCGGCCCUCUCUCCCCAAACCCUCUUCCACGGCCAGUGAUUUGCAGAACGGGGUGGGGGGGGGGGGGGCUGGAGCAUCCCCGCAUCCAACGGGGAUCCUUCAUUUUAACCCCGGACUCAGAUUCCGUCAGAAAUGAAUGCACCUUCAGACUGCAAUGCUCUACGUCUCCCGUUGCCUUUCGCCAGUCUCCCGGAGUGGCAAAGGACACCAGCCCCCGUCUCUCCCUCGGCGCUCUGAGCAUCAUCGCCCCCUGCCCCUGGGUGAAGCCCCCGCUCAGUCGCAGGCACCGUUCUCUCUGGAAUCCAGAGCAGGCGGCGCCGGAUCGGUGCUGACCGCAGCCCAGCUCUCCCGGGAAACCUCCACUCUUUGAAAGGCUCCCGGCAGCUUACAGAGAAAAUAAAGAAACUCAGCGAUGUCCACUGAGCUGAACCGUGAGCCAGGGUGGGAACUCCCAGUGUGGUCCGGGGAAGGGGGUUUAACUGAAGUUAAACUCGACCCCAGUGUCCGACACCGCUCCAGCUUUUAGCGGUGUAACCUUUAUAACUGGGGGGGAGAAGCCUUCAGUUAGGCAAUGCUUUGAUUUUGAAGGUUUAUUUAUUUUUUAAAACUGAGCUUUUUUCCCCCAAACAAAGCCUCAGCUUACAAUUACUGGUUAAACUUUGUGUAAAGAUAAAUAUAUAUAUAUAUAUACUGCACUUUUCAAGGCGAGAAAUGAUGGUUUCUCUCUGUGUAGUGAGUAGAUUCGCUAAACUGGCCUUUCCAAAGCAGAUCCUUUUUCUAAGAGCUUUCUGUGUGCAUUGUGACCGAUGUUUUUGUUUUAAGACAAUGCCCGUUGGGUCCGAGUGAUCUUCUAUCUUCACCAGUGAACCCCCUCGUCCCUCAAUCUCUCUCUCUCACCUCACUCACACACACACACACGCGCAAACAUUUGUUCACUUGAGCGAGCCGAGCUUCCAGAGACGGGUUGGAACGGGAGGGAGCAGUAACGGAGGGGCCGAGGCACCGCGUUCCUCGAACGGCCGACACCAGCGCAGGGGUCCCGACGCAGCGAACCAUCCCUCGGCGCGGCGUUUGCGCCGGGAGCGCCCUGGUGUUCAGUGUUGGGUUGUAGACCCAACCUCCCCCCCCCCCCCUCCCGCCCGGCAUCGCCUACUCUUAUGGUUUAACGCAUUUGUAAAAUGGUUCUAAGUGACAAUAUUAAUCAGUUAUUUUUAUGGUUUUUUUUGUUUUCAGACGAUUGUGGUCGCUUUACGGCGAUCACGUUUUAAAAACAACAAAAAAUAAACACUUUAAAAAUAAAGAUGAAG
Pristis pectinata (smalltooth sawfish) is the source of this 6540-nucleotide messenger RNA. RefSeq names its product protein TMEPAI-like. Gene Ontology annotation, cellular component: Golgi membrane; early endosome membrane. Bases 311 to 1243 code for a protein of 310 amino acids. Gene Ontology annotation, molecular function: R-SMAD binding. Lineage: Eukaryota; Metazoa; Chordata; Chondrichthyes; Rhinopristiformes; Pristidae. Gene Ontology annotation, biological process: negative regulation of transforming growth factor beta receptor signaling pathway. The transcript has 5 exons. The record is from RefSeq and is a predicted model, not a curated record.